AUGCUGAUGAAGCAGCUCCAUUCCAUGUUUAAUGCUGGCCAAGUGUUGUGUAUUUGUCUUGUCUCUUUCUUGUUUGUCACAACUGCAAUUGCAGAUUUGAACUCGGAUAGGCAAGCUCUAUUGACCUUUGCGGCUUCUGUUCCUCAUCUUAGAAAGCUCAACUGGAACUCCUCUAACCAUAUCUGCAAAUCAUGGGUUGGUGUCACUUGCACUUCUGAUGGUACUGGUGUUUUUACUCUCCGCCUUCCUGGAAUAGGACUUGUGGGAACCAUCCCUCCAAGCACACUUGGUAAACUAGAAUCACUCAAGACUCUCAGUUUGAGAUCAAACCUCAUUGGUGGUAACCUUCCUCCUGAUAUUCCUUCUCUCCCUUCACUACGUUACCUCUAUCGCCAACAUAA
Messenger RNA from Eruca vesicaria subsp. sativa (arugula), 401 nucleotides. The record is from the annotation of a GenBank genome assembly. Lineage: Eukaryota; Viridiplantae; Streptophyta; Magnoliopsida; Brassicales; Brassicaceae.